Messenger RNA from Trypanosoma conorhini, 1764 nucleotides. Its product is annotated as putative retrotransposon hot spot (RHS) protein. Bases 1 to 1764 code for a protein of 587 amino acids. Lineage: Eukaryota; Euglenozoa; Kinetoplastea; Trypanosomatida; Trypanosomatidae. The transcript has a single exon. The record is from RefSeq and is a predicted model, not a curated record.
AUGUCUGGGCGAGGCGCGGACGAAGUUCACGCUGCUGCUGCCGCUGCGGAGGAGAGCCCCGCGUCUGAUGUGCCGCAGGGGCGGCGUCACGCGAGGUCGCAACAUGAUGGCGAUCCCACAGAACCCGCAACGCGGCGCCGAAGGUCCGAGGCGGCACCGCAGCGACCAAAGUGGACCCUUGACAGCCGUGUGCAGGAAGUCCUGAUGGAAGGAGAGGAGCCAAUCGGCGAGAUGACGUUGAACGAGUUCCUUCAGAAGUUCCUUGGCCGCAAGGAAGACGUGAAUGAAGGCAACAGUGCUUUGAUGCGGGUGGUUGCUCGUCACCCUUGCGGGUACGUGAAAGACAAGAAGCUUCUCAAGAAGAUUUAUAAUGUGCCGGAGUACCAGGCUCUGUUUUAUGCAUGCGAGCUUGAGGGGGAGGCGGUGGGCACCCUCCACGAGUGGAGAGAGCUUGGAACGCUGUGCGACGUCCCUCCUGCCGCACUGAGAAAACUCGACGCGGCCCUUGCGGAGGCGGAGGAAGAAAAGGAAAGACGGGACGACGACGAGAGGGCUGCGCGGGACGAGGAGAAGGCCAGACGACCGCUGCCGGAGGGCUUCUACGGCUCGGUGCUUAUGGCGAGGUGGAGUCACGUCUUGGGGUUUCCCGAGGGCGACGGAGGGAUGCGAAUGGAGGUGCACGAGGGCCAACGACCAACGCAGUCGUGGGUGUUCAAGCCUCGAGGCACACGCUUUGUGCUAAACAACGCCGCAGAGCAACUCUCCCCGCCGCGCCCCAGGUUGAUGGUACUCUCCUCCGCGCAGGGGUGGCCGCACUCGCUGCGGGAGGGGGCAGCUCCUACCGACUGCUACGUCACCGCCGGAGUGGAGCGAGUGUGGAAAAGCGUCGAAGGGACUCUUCACGAUAUGUUCGUGAGAGAUGUGCCACGUUUUUCCCACCCGAAACCAUUUUUUUUGCUUGGGGCAGAGGGGAUAGGGAAACCGAUGAACGUUGGCUUCUACCUCCUCUACAGGCUGCUCCACUACGACGCCGAGCAAUUCCAGGUGGUUGUCUACUGCUUUGGGGCGGCGUUGGCGUACGUGUUCGACAAGUCCACGGAGACGGUGACGGAGCACGAGGGCGAGUUCAACAUCAGAAGGCGCCUGGAAAGGUUGUCCUGGUAUCGGAGGACGGGGUAUAUGAUCUAUGACGCUUCAGAGGAAGAGGUACCGCCGUCGGUGAGAUUGCAGCUCGAUGGAUGGGACAUGGUUGUGCUGGCGCCCCCACGCAUAAGUAACUUCGACGCCUGGGAGGGCACAGUGCGUGCCCGUCGCCUCUUCAUGCGCAGCCCUGACAAGGACGAUGUGAAGGCGAUGUGUGCGUGGAGGACGCGUGAUCGCCCCGCAGAGAAGCAAAAGGAGUACUGGGAGAUGGUUAAAGGUCGCAUGCGCUUUCUUGGGCCGCUGCCGAGCUGCAUCCUCGAUGAGGAUGAGUGCGGUGAGCGCACCGAGGCGGUUGACGGCGCCCUGCAGGCGAGUACCGCCCCGGUUGCCGAGGAAGACUGUGCCCGGGAAGGCGAUGAGUUGCGGAGUGCGGGGAAUCCGUUACCGAGGUCUCUGGAGGUUGAGCGGGAGGGCGGGGAGCACGGUUGGGAGAUCAUUCGCACCGCACCGCCGUGUGACCACAUCGAGCAAAAAAAAUUGGACUCUUUGGCGGAGGUCGUGGGCCCCGCGGAGCCCCACUGGCCAUUGCCGCGGGCUUUUGGUUCUGCUUCAAGAUCCUGA